UUUAACAAACACAAGUAUAAAUUAACAAAGCUUAAAGUGCAAGAUAUUAAUAUUAUCAAUUAAAAUUCUAAGCUUAAGUAAAAAAAUACACAAUGCCAAUUUCAAGAAUUGCAAUUGGAAGUCCUUCUGAGUUUGGCAAAGCUGAUGCACUCAAAGCUGCACUAGCCGAGUUCAUUUCAAUGCUCAUUUUUGUGUUUGCAGGAGAAGGCUCUGGCAUGGCUUAUAAUAAGCUUACGGACAAUGGUGCAGCAACACCAGCUGGGUUGGUGGCUGCAUCACUAUCACACGCUUUUGCGCUUUUUGUUGCGGUUUCUGUUGGUGCUAACAUCUCUGGUGGACAUGUUAACCCUGCUGUUACUUUUGGUGCAUUCAUUGGUGGACAUAUUACACUUGUUAGAGGUGUUUUGUAUUGGAUUGCUCAGUUGCUUGGUUCUGUGGUUGCUUGCUUGCUCCUUAAAAUUGCCACUGGUGGAUUGGAAACGUCUGCAUUUUCAUUAUCUUCUGGAGUAGGAGCAACAAAUGCACUUGUGUUUGAGAUUGUGAUGACUUUUGGUUUAGUCUACACAGUGUAUGCAACUGCAAUAGAUCCAAAAAAUGGUAGUCUUGGAACAAUUGCUCCAAUUGCAAUUGGUUUCAUUGUUGGUGCCAACAUUUUGGCAGGUGGGGCUUUUGAUGGUGCUUCUAUGAACCCAGCAGUUUCUUUCGGGCCUGCUGUUGUUAGCUGGACUUGGGCUAAUCAUUGGGUUUAUUGGGUUGGGCCAUUGAUUGGUUCUGCUAUUGCUGCUGUUGUUUAUGAGAUUUUCUUCAUCACCCCUGGCUCUUAUGAACAAUUACCUGUCGCAGAUUAUUAAGUCCUAGAGUCAUGUUCUGUAAGAUUAUUUUGCUAAGUAAUGAUGAUCAUGUUUUAUAAUCUUCAAACAUGUAUCUGUCUCCGACUCCCUGAAUAUUUGCUUAUAAUUAUGUUAAAUGAAUGACCAGUUGUUAAGUACUCUAUAAGGGAGAUAAUACAUAUUGUAAGUUUUGUAUCAAUUGUAAUUGUUUUUAACUUAAUGCGAUGAAUCAACCAAACUUUU
Messenger RNA from Vicia villosa (hairy vetch), 1073 nucleotides. Its product is annotated as aquaporin TIP1-2-like. Gene Ontology annotation, biological process: transmembrane transport; water transport. The transcript has 3 exons. The record is from RefSeq and is a predicted model, not a curated record. Gene Ontology annotation, molecular function: water channel activity. Lineage: Eukaryota; Viridiplantae; Streptophyta; Magnoliopsida; Fabales; Fabaceae. The coding region runs from base 93 to 851 and encodes 252 amino acids. Gene Ontology annotation, cellular component: membrane.